This is a messenger RNA of Elephantulus edwardii (Cape elephant shrew), 1364 nucleotides long. RefSeq names its product Rab interacting lysosomal protein-like 1 (gene RILPL1). The record is from RefSeq and is a predicted model, not a curated record. Lineage: Eukaryota; Metazoa; Chordata; Mammalia; Macroscelidea; Macroscelididae. Gene Ontology annotation, molecular function: protein dimerization activity. Gene Ontology annotation, cellular component: ciliary basal body; cytoplasm. The coding region runs from base 33 to 1364 and encodes 443 amino acids. Gene Ontology annotation, biological process: cilium assembly. The transcript has 9 exons.
CGCUGGAGAAGAACGUGGCCGAGCUGACCGUGAUGGACGUGUACGACAUCGCGUCGCUCGUGGGCCACGAGUUCGAGCGGGUCAUCGACCAGCACGGCUGCGAGGCCAUCGCGCGCCUCAUGCCCAAGGUCGUGCGCGUCCUGGAGAUCCUCGAGGUGCUGGUCAGCCGCCACCAUGUCGCGCCCGAGAUGGACGAGCUGCGCCUGGAGCUAGACCGGCUGCGCCUGGAGAGGAUGGACCGCAUCGAGAAGGAGCGCAAGCACCAGAAGGAACUGGAGCUGGUGGAGGACGUGUGGCGAGGGGAGGCGCAGGACCUGCUCUCCCAGAUCGCCCAGCUGCAGGAGGAGAACAAACAGCUCAUGACCAACCUCUCCCACAAAGACAGCAGCAUCUCUGAGGAGGAGUUCCAGAAGCAGGAAGGCAUGUCCGACCGAGAACGGCAGGUGAUGAAGAAGCUGAAGGAGGUGGUGGACAAACAGCGGGAUGAGAUCCGCGCCAAGGACCGGGAGCUCGGCCUGAAGAACGAGGACGUGGAGGCUCUGCAGCAGCAGCAGACCCGGCUGAUGAAGAUCAACCAUGACCUUCGGCACCGGGUCACGGUGGUGGAGGCCCAAGGGAAGUCCCUGAUCGAACAGAAGGUGGAGCUGGAGGCUGACCUGCAGACCAAGGAGCAGGAGAUGGGACGCCUGCGGGCCGAGCUCGGGAAGCUCCGAGAGAGGCUGCAGGGCGAGCCCAGCGAGAACGGAGCGGAGGAGACCCCCGAGGUGGAGCCGGGCGCUGAGGAGGACGUGUCCGAGGCGGACAAGCUGGCCAUGGAGCUGAAGGACCCCAACCGCCCCCGGUUCACGCUGCAGGAGCUGAGGGACGUACUGCAUGAACGUAACGAGCUCAAGUCCAAGGUGUUCAUGCUGCAGGAGGAGCUGGCCUACUACAAGAGUGAGGAGAUGGAAGAAGAAAACCGGAUAUCUCAGCCUCCGCCUGUCACGCACUCUAAGAUAUCCCCUCAGCCGGAGUCUGGCAUCAAGAGACUGAUCUUUACAGCCAUAAUGCCCAUGGUGGCAGCUGGACUGAUCAUAGACGACCCCACGCUGCAGCCCGUGCGAGGACUUAUCGCCCUUAACACCAGGAUCGGCACCCCAGUUUUCCCUCCUUCGGCCCGAGUUGAACGCUCCCUGCCCCCUGCGUUUACUGCUUCUCUUCCUGAGCUCAGCGUGACGAGGUUUAGCUUCUUCUCCCGGGACAAAAAGCGCCUGGCCAACGCGCAGAGGAGUGUGCACAUCCACGAGUCCUUCGGCCAGUGGGCGAACUCCCAGCGGGACGAUGGCUACACAGAGCAGGGACAGGAGGCCCUGCAGCACCUGUGA